Messenger RNA from Coniosporium apollinis CBS 100218, 570 nucleotides. RefSeq lists its product as uncharacterized. Bases 1 to 570 code for a protein of 189 amino acids. The record is from RefSeq and is a predicted model, not a curated record. Lineage: Eukaryota; Fungi; Ascomycota; Dothideomycetes. Gene Ontology annotation, cellular component: mitochondrial large ribosomal subunit; ribosome. Gene Ontology annotation, biological process: translation. Gene Ontology annotation, molecular function: structural constituent of ribosome. The transcript has 3 exons.
AUGGCACUUGCUCCCCCUCUCCUGCCUUUCCUGCGACCCCUUGGCCCUCCAAGAACCUCCGCUCUCCGACACGUCCUCCGCUUCUCCCAUUGCGCGCGAUCAAGAAACGAAGCGUCCCAUCACCCAACCGCACCCGUUCCCCCGCCCUCCGUAACCACCUCACCCACUCUCAUUCAGACCUCCUCUCCACCAACCCCGUCUUCCCACGCGCCCUCAACUCCCCCGCCUCCCUCGCCUUCAACUUCCCGCUCCAGCCGAAGCUCGCGCAAUUCUUCCUCGAGCCCCUCGGCAGCUCCCAGGCCUCCUACGACCACGCCCCUGAAAUACCACGUCUCGCGAACCCCAUCUUCGCAACUGCCCGUGUACAAGCUCGCGAAGAGCGGCGGGAAUCUGCACCAGACGCGGGUCAAGAAGAUAGCCGGGGAUGUGCAGGCGCUGAGGCAGGACAUGCAGAAGCUGUUAGGGCUGCCAGAGAAGGAUGUAAUGAUCAAUACCGUCACGCAGCACGUUAUCAUUAAGGGCUGGUACAAGGACGAGAUUGUCAAGUUUCUCGAGUCGAAGAGCUUCUGA